Messenger RNA from Lactuca saligna, 396 nucleotides. The record is from the annotation of a GenBank genome assembly. NCBI's taxonomy places the organism in Eukaryota, Viridiplantae, Streptophyta, Magnoliopsida, Asterales, Asteraceae.
AUGAGGUGGCGAAUGCUAAUGCUCAAGUCUCUAGUCCAAAGGCUAAAUGAGAAUCUAAUCAGAACACAAGUUCUUUGGGUAUCACAUCUGCAGCUUCAGCUGAAUCUUGAAAGUUCCAUGGUCUGUAAUCCAAGUGGUCUAGAUACUGAAGAACCACUACAAGUAGUAGUUUUCGACUUGACAAUCUGUGAAUUGGGUUCUCUUAUAACCCACGUACUGAAGAACCACUCCCGAUCAGCAGCCUCCCCACCUCCUGCUAUUGGUUUACAAAAUCCUUACAAUCCACGUGCUUCUCAUGUGAUUAGCAUGAUCACCAGAAAGGAAUUGAUAUUUGAGCAGGCCAAUAAUGAUUCAGGUUCUGUGGAGCUCCAUUCAACUAGUGUAAUGCCCCUAUGA